CAGAGAGGGGCUACCGGGACGGGGAGAGAAAUGGGGACUCGGCCCAGCCGGGAGGAUGCCGCCGGUUCAACCUGGAAAACGAGGACUAAGAACGGCGUCGGUGGAAAACCCUCCUCCCCCGGGGCUGACGCUCCUCCUCUCCCCCUGCUCUCGCCGCUGCCUGCCCGUCCCUCCUCCUCCUCCCUCAGCCUCGGGUCUUACCGCGGCGCCGGGCUCCUCCCUCAGCCGGGCUUCACCCUCUAUCCCCGGGCCCAAGGAGCCGAGCCGCCCCGCCCUCCCCGCGGCAGCACCACACUCCACACCCGUCCCCACCACCUGGGGAGGGCUCCUCACGUCCCACCGCUCCAUAGCCACCCCCUACUGGUGGCAGCGCCGUUGCCGCGGCCGUUGGGGCCGUUUCCAACCGCCGCCUCAGGCGGGAGGUGGGACCACUCGCCCUCUAAGAUGGCGGCGCCGGGCCCACGCGGUGCGCGCUGAGGCGAAAGGAAAAGAGGCGGGGGGAAGUGGGGCGUUCCCUGGCGACAUGGCGGCAGCAGAGAGCAGGGAGGAGGGCGAGAGGCAAGAUGAAGCAGAGGAAGACGAGGUGGAGGAGCAACUGGUCAUGGUGGAACUAUCAGGAAUUAUUGAUUCAGACUUCUUAGAAAAAUGUGAAAACAAAUGCAAGAUUUUGGGAAUAGAGACAGAGAGGCCCAUUUUACAAGUGGACAGAUACGUAUUUGCAGGAGAAUAUGAAGAUACCUUGGGAACCUGUGUGGUUUUUGAAGAAAACACAGAGCAUGUAGAUGCAGAAGGCAACCAAAAAGUACAGCUGAAAUACAAGUGCCAUACAAUGAAGAAGCUGAACAUGACACGGACGCUUUUGACAGAGAAGAAGGAAGGAGAAGAGAAUGUUGGUGGAGUGGAGUGGUUACAGAUCAAGGACAGAGAUUUUUCCUACAGCAGGCCUAAUAUGAUUUGCAGCUUUCUGCGUGAAAAAGAAGAUUCUGAAGAGUCAGCUCAGGCCCAAGACAAAUUGACUGAAGAGUCAGAGGGAGAGGUGAGUGGCGGAGGAAAUUCUGACAUGAAUUGUGAUCUGGAGAAGCAGCACAGCUUGGAAAUAGAUGCCUCCCUCCCUCUGCCCGACAGCCCUGCUUCUGGGGCAGAGGAUUCUCCAUCUGGAAGUAUUGCCUUAGACGAUGCCCCUCCAUGAUAUCAGCUCUGAUCUUUUCAGGAUUUCUUCAUGGAGUUAAUGGGCCAACUUUUGAAUGCCAACUUUUGUAUAGGCCAUGACAUGAUUUCCAGUUUUUCUGAGCAACUAACAGUGGAAAAAUGGGCAUUGUGUUCUUGUGCAUUGCUUUUAUGUUUGGAUUAUAGUGGUGAGGGUUUAAGUGUUUUUUAAAAAUGCUGAUUGGAAAUGUGUGUGUAUCUACCUCAAAACUGAAGAAGAGGAAAUGGUUACAUAAUUAAAAAAACCCCUACCUUAGAAAAAUGUUGAUGUAUUGUACAUUAUGGGACAUUUUGUAAAAAGGAAAAAAAAAUCGCUUAAAAUAAAGUUCUGAAUUUUUCAAGUA
Chroicocephalus ridibundus (black-headed gull) is the source of this 1550-nucleotide messenger RNA. RefSeq names its product general transcription factor IIIC subunit 6 (gene GTF3C6). Bases 56 to 1189 code for a protein of 377 amino acids. NCBI's taxonomy places the organism in Eukaryota, Metazoa, Chordata, Aves, Charadriiformes, Laridae. The record is from RefSeq and is a predicted model, not a curated record. The transcript is spliced from 6 exons. Gene Ontology annotation, biological process: transcription by RNA polymerase III. Gene Ontology annotation, cellular component: transcription factor TFIIIC complex.